UGUAAGUUACAGGGUACUGACAAUAUGACAUCAUGGAGUUUAGUAUUACAAUUCAUUCUACUAGCAAGCUUUGGGUGUACACACGUAUAUAGUCAAGAUGGACAAUUCUAUGGGGGAUCUAUAAGCUGCACGCUGGAAAAACAAGCUAAUGACAGUUCUUUAAUCGUUGUCGAGCUUAUAACUGGUUGGGUCCUCGGGAAAGGCCCAUGUGGACCGGCAUGCAGUAUAUCUGAUAUUGGUAGAUCUACACGUGUAACUAGACCUGGUGUAGUGUCAUCACAUCCAGGUUCUCUUGGCGACUUUACGCUGAAGAAUAAGAGGCAUUUCACGACGACAACAAUAACAAAUAUAAAUGCGGUAGUGGAGAAGACAUACAACGAAACUGUUAAUGACGUUGAUGAACACAGACAAUGGGAACAGGAUAUCAUGCAUUUUAGCGUUUUAGUUGAGAAGGAUCAGGACGAAUCAUUUAUCAGCUUUGACGGGUAUUCUAGGAAUAACCUCUCCUUGCAAACUGGCAGAAAUAUGGAUCAUUGGUUUAUGGAAACUCAUAUAAGAUCUGGUAUUCGAAGUGAUACGAAGACAGCAAAUAAAGGUCCCAGAUCCCUAAGCAAACCAUUUUACAGGGUUGCCUUAAACAAAGUUUCAAAGAUCAACAUUCCAACAUUAGAUGCUGAUGGAGAUAUCGUUAAAUGUGAACAAUCAGUUCUUUCAGAAGGUGGAUCGAUCUCAACGAACCCACCGCCAAAUAUCAAAAUUUUCGAUAACUGCACCGUUUACAUAAACGCAUCAUAUUUUGCGGGCUACAGAAACAACAGUUGGAUUGCCAUUCCAGUUAGUGUCCGGGACUACAAUAGAGAUGACAUUGUUUACGGUGCCGAUUUUUACUCAGCGGGACAUUUUUCGCUAAGUUCAUCCUCUGUUCAGUUUGCUGUUCAAGUAUUGGACAAUUUAGAACAACCUUUUUUUGUUGAACCGACAUUUAAAAACAAUCAUGUUUUUAUCGUUUAUGCGGGAUCGACAUGGUCGGCGGAUAUCUACGCUGAAGCACCGCAAAAUGCCACGAUCUAUGCAUUUAAAGCGUUUGGAAUGCAACAGGAAAAUGUUAAACUGCAAAAUCCAAUUCAACAAGAUCUUGCACGUCCACAAAUAAGAUUUACAACUAUGUCAUGGAAUCCUACAAUUGCUGAUAUAGGAAGGCAUGUUGUAUGUGUCAAGGUCAAUGAUAGCAAUGGAAUUGAUUCCUUAGAGGACAGGUGUUUCUCGUUGAUUGUCCGACCUGACGUUUUCAAUUAUUCUUCAAGUUACACGCAGAAUAAGCCUUACUUUGUCGAUAUACCUUCACCAAAUCAAACGAUUGACUGCACACUUCAUGCGACAUGCACCUUAGUUCUUUAUGUUAUAUCAGCAAUGUAGGUACAAGUUUAUAUA
Messenger RNA from Ruditapes philippinarum (Manila clam), 1431 nucleotides. RefSeq lists its product as uncharacterized. The coding region runs from base 25 to 1416 and encodes 463 amino acids. The record is from RefSeq and is a predicted model, not a curated record. The transcript is spliced from 10 exons. Lineage: Eukaryota; Metazoa; Mollusca; Bivalvia; Venerida; Veneridae.